AUGAGCGGCGCGCAGGAGGAGCGAGGAGUCCGGGCGCGGAGCGGGAACGGCCGCGGAACCGGGGGGGACACGGCGGCACCGAGAGCGGCGGGGCCGGGCAGGGAGCGGCCAGCGGGCAUCGCAGCUGCGGGCGAGUGUCUGAGUGUCCGUCUGUCCGAGUGUCCGAGUGCCCGUGCGUCCGUGUGCCCGACUCUCCGUGUGUCCGAGUGUCCGUGUGUCCGUGUGUCCGAGUGUCCGGCGGUGCCCCCUCCCCGCAGCCCCGUCCCGGCUCGGGCUCCAUCCCCCGCCGCUCCCGGAGCGCUGUUCCAGCUGCCCAAACUCUCUUUGCCCGCUCUCCCAAUAAAGUUCCGGGUCCUGCGCAAGGCAGCGAUGAUCGCCCGUGGCCGCUCCGGACUCUGCCUCGCUCUCUGCACCUUUGGGCUGGCGCUGCUGGGGGAUGUGUCCCGGGCUGUCCCCAUGGACGAUCAGGAUUAUUACCUGCAGGAAAUCACCAACAGGGAUCAUUAUUACUCCUUUCCAUACCCCGGGGAAGAGUUCUUUCCUUUCACGGAGCAGCCCAGAGAGGAAGGACCUAUCCGUGCUGCUGAGAGAGAGGAGCAGCCAGGGUUCAAACCGAGCAGGAAGGAGUUAAAACAGAAGAAAAACAACAAAAAAGGAAAACCCAUUCUUGAACCGCCACCAGAUUGCCCUCCACUUGGUCUGGAGACAUUAAAAAUUACUGACUUCCAGCUCCAUGCCUCCACAGCCAAGCGCUACGGCCUCGGGGCCCACCGAGGGAGGCUCAACAUCCAGGCAGGUGUUAACGAAAAUGAUUUUUAUGAUGGUGCUUGGUGUGCAGGAAGAAAUGACCCCUACCAGUGGAUUGAAGUAGAUGCUCGAAGGCUGACUAAAUUCACUGGAGUCAUCACCCAGGGAAGAAACUCCCUCUGGUCGAGUAACUGGGUGACCUCUUACAGAGUGUUAGUGAGCAAUGACAGCCACGCGUGGACUGCUGUCAGGAACGAAUCUGGAGACGUGAUUUUUGAAGGGAACAGUGAGAAGGAGAUCCCAGUGCUGAACAUGCUGCCGGUGCCGCUGGUGGCGCGUUACAUCCGCAUCAACCCCCGCUCCUGGUUCCAGGAGGGCAGCAUCUGCAUGAGGCUGGAAAUCCUGGGCUGCCCCUUGCCAGACCCAAACAAUUAUUACCACAGAAGAAAUGAAAUGACAACCACUGAUAAUCUGGACUUUAAGCAUCACAACUACAAGGAGAUGAGGCAGCUGAUGAAAACUGUGAAUAAAAUGUGCCCAAAUAUCACAAGAAUUUACAAUAUUGGAAAAAGCCACCAAGGACUGAAGCUGUAUGCAGUGGAGAUUUCUGACAACCCAGGAGAACACGAAGUUGGGGAGCCAGAAUUCCACUACAUUGCAGGAGCUCAUGGGAAUGAAGUGCUUGGACGAGAGCUGAUCCUUCUGCUCAUGCAGUUCAUGUGCCAGGAAUACCUGGCUGGGAACCCACGCAUUGUACACCUCAUCCAGGACACCAGAAUCCACCUGCUGCCCUCAGUGAACCCUGAUGGAUAUGACAAGGCCUAUAAAGCGGGUUCAGAAUUGGGGGGCUGGUCUCUAGGACGAUGGACUCAGGACGGCAUUGACAUCAACAAUAACUUCCCUGACCUAAACUCUCUGCUCUGGGAGUCAGAGGAUCAGAAGAAGAGUAAAAGAAAAGUUCCAAACCAUCACAUCCCGAUCCCUGACUGGUACCUGUCUGAAAAUGCCACUGUGGCGGUGGAGACGCGGGCGAUCAUCGCCUGGAUGGAAAAAAUCCCUUUUGUGCUGGGUGGCAACUUGCAGGGGGGAGAGCUGGUGGUGGCCUAUCCCUAUGACAUGGUGAGGUCCAUGUGGAAAACCCAGGACUAUACUCCCACCCCUGACGACCACGUGUUCCGCUGGCUGGCCUACUCCUACGCCUCCACGCACCGCCUGAUGACAGAUGCCAGGAGGAGAGCCUGCCACACCGAGGACUUCCAGAAGGAGGAUGGCACUGUCAACGGAGCCUCGUGGCACACUGUGGCUGGAAGCAUCAAUGACUUCAGCUACCUGCACACAAACUGCUUUGAGCUCUCCAUCUAUGUUGGCUGUGACAAAUACCCCCAUGAGAGCGAGCUGCCAGAGGAGUGGGAAAACAACCGCGAGUCCCUGAUUGUUUUUAUGGAACAGGUCCAUCGUGGCAUCAAAGGCAUUGUGAAAGAUGUGCAUGGGAAAGGAAUCCCAAAUGCUGUUAUUUCAGUGGAAGGUGUUAACCACGACAUUCGCACAGGAGCUGAUGGGGAUUACUGGCGCCUCCUGAACCCGGGCGAGUACGUGGUGGGCGUCAAGGCCGAGGGCUACACCGGUGCCACCAAGACCUGCGAGGUGGGCUACGACAUGGGGGCCACCCAGUGCGACUUCACCAUCUCCAAGACCAACCUGGCGAGGAUCAAGGAGAUCAUGAGGAAGUUUGGGAAGCAGCCCCUGAGCCUGGCGGCGCGCCGGCUGCGGCAGCGGGCGCGGCGGUGGCAGCGGCGGUAG
Agelaius phoeniceus (red-winged blackbird) is the source of this 2547-nucleotide messenger RNA. It is a transcript of the gene CPXM2, whose product is annotated as carboxypeptidase X, M14 family member 2. The record is from RefSeq and is a predicted model, not a curated record. NCBI's taxonomy places the organism in Eukaryota, Metazoa, Chordata, Aves, Passeriformes, Icteridae. Gene Ontology annotation, biological process: proteolysis. Gene Ontology annotation, molecular function: metallocarboxypeptidase activity; zinc ion binding.